This is a messenger RNA of Capsicum annuum, 1730 nucleotides long. Its product is annotated as cytochrome c-type biogenesis ccda-like chloroplastic protein. Gene Ontology annotation, cellular component: membrane. Lineage: Eukaryota; Viridiplantae; Streptophyta; Magnoliopsida; Solanales; Solanaceae. The record is from RefSeq and is a predicted model, not a curated record. The transcript is spliced from 12 exons. Gene Ontology annotation, biological process: cytochrome complex assembly. Bases 181 to 1329 code for a protein of 382 amino acids.
CCUGGAGCUUAUUUGAAACGGAGUAAAGUACUCUCGAGUAUUAUUUUUUGAUCCCUCACCUUAACGGAGUGUAAAAGGGGCCAAAACUAUGAAAUGGAUUCACUAUUGAAAUAUUGAUAUGUAAAUGUAAUCCUCUUAAAAAAACUGAAAAAAGAAAAUAUUUCUUCUCCUCUCAAUUUCAUGGCGCUCCAGCACUCGGCUUUUGGUACACUAACAACUUCAGCUCAAAUGAAGUUGGCUUUUAGCAGUUUCAAAUGCUACGACCACUUUCGUCCUAUUACUAUCUCAAGGUUGAAGCAUCUUCCUCGAAGAAUUCAUGGUGCCCAUUGCAAUGUGGAGCCAAGGAAAAUGCUUAGCAGAAGUAUUUCAUCCAACAAAGAAAAAAUGAAGGAUCUCCAUGAGGAUGUUUUUUCUUUGUCAAUGAUUUGCACUAGUGCUCCAAUUAGAUGCACGAUGCUCUCAACUGCUCUCGUAGCAGCAAAUUUGGUCGCAUCACAUACUGCAAAUGCUUUGACUAUGGAUAACAUGAUGGAUUUAUCUAGCGCUGUCUAUACUUUAGCUGAUGGAAGCAUUGGAGAUCUUUUUGGUGGUCUUCUGUAUUCUGCAGGUCAACAAGCUAAUGAAGCUGUUCAGGGCCAGUUGACUGCUCUAAGUUUUACUAGUUUGGCCACUAUUUUUGGUGCUGGGCUUGUAACUAGUCUGUCACCUUGUACACUCAGCGUAUUGCCUCUGACCCUUGGUUAUAUUGGGGCUUUUGGUUCUGGGAAAAGCCGAGUAGCGGUGUUUGGAGAUUCAAUUGCAUUUGCACUGGGAUUGGCAACCACACUAGCAUUAUUGGGUAUUGCAGCUGCUUUUGCUGGAAAGGCAUAUGGCCAAAUAGGACAAGGACUGCCUGUGGCUGCUUCUUUUUUAGCUAUUGUUAUGGGUCUAAACCUGUUAGAGGUAAUAGAGUUACAACUUCCCUCAUUUUUCGACAACUUUGAUCCUCGCUCAGCCGCUGCUAGCUUUCCUUCAAGUGUUCAAGCUUAUUUGGCUGGUCUUACAUUUGCAUUAGCUGCAUCACCAUGCAGUACACCAGUCCUCGCAACCUUGCUCGGCUAUGUUGCUACUUCUCGGGAUCCAGUUAUUGGGGGCAGCUUGCUACUGACUUACACAACUGGCUAUGUUACUCCUUUACUUCUUGCUGCUUCUUUUGCUGGAGCAUUGCAGAGUAUACUUGCAUUUCGCAAGUUCUCAGCAUGGAUCAAUCCAAUCAGUGGUGCGCUACUACUAGGUGGGGGUGUCUAUACCUUUCUUGACAAGCUUUUUCCAGUGACAAUGGCUAUGUAGGCUAAUCAGCUAUUCACAUAGCAACAACUGGAACGGAGAUGAACUUAUCUGUUUUCUCUUUACUGUUUGAGUUGCUUAUGCUCAGACAAUCCCCAGUGAGUUACAUGGAUCAAAGCUCCAAACUAGUGAGCAAGCUAAGGUAUGGUGUUUUCACAGGAUUUUCAUUUCGGACAACAGGUUGUAGAAGGUUGAACAUGUUGAUUGAUACCAUACUGGAUACAUCUCAAAGUUGAAAUAAGAAAAACUUGAAUUAUGUAUGUUUGAGAACGUAACAUCCAUGACACCACUUGUGUAAAUAGAUAAAAAUCCGUAUGACCAAUCGAUACUUUUAGUGAAAAUUGUAAUUCAUUAACCAUCAAUGCUUUUGUCUUCUAAUAUAAAAUGGAUUCUAUGUCUUCUCA